Klebsormidium nitens is the source of this 1629-nucleotide messenger RNA. Lineage: Eukaryota; Viridiplantae; Streptophyta; Klebsormidiophyceae; Klebsormidiales; Klebsormidiaceae. The record is from the annotation of a GenBank genome assembly.
AUUUGGUGCGCAAAGCCGCGCAGCCUGCCAGUGCAAAGCUCAAGAGCACGGCGUCCACUGCCAACAGAUCUGGAAACCCUCGAUUCACAAAGGCGCCUUUGUGUAUCCCGUAGUCAUGGCUUCCCCUUGGGUUUUUGGCUUGCUCGUGUUGGCCUUUGCUUCCUGCUCUUUGGUGCAGGCUGAUGGAGAUGCGGUGGUCCUUACACCUGACAAUUUCGACGACAAUGUCGGCGGCAGUCAAGCGGCUCUGGUCGAGUUCUAUGCUCCGUGGUGUGGCCAUUGUAAGAAGCUUGCGCCGGAGUGGGAGGUCCUCGGCUCUGCCUUCAAGAAGAUUCCUUCUGUCGUGAUAGGCAAGGUUGACUGUGACGAGCACAAGGACCUGUGCGGGAAGUUUGGAGUGUCUGGGUUUCCUACAAUCAAGUACUUUCCGAAGAACUCUCAGCAGCCGGAAGACUAUUCUGGGGGGCGGACAGCUGACGACCUCAUCACGUUUGUGAACCAGAAAGCAGGAACAAAGGCGAAGGUCAAGAAGGAACCAUCUUACGUGACAAUCCUGGACAAGAGCAGCUUCGAGAAGAUUGUGUUGGAUCCUUCGAAGAAUGUUCUUGUGGAAUUCUACGCUCCAUGGUGCGGUCACUGCAAGUCUCUGGCUCCAACGUAUGAGCAGCUCGCCAAGGUGUAUGCGGGAGAGCCCAACGUCGUGAUUGCCAACCUGGACGCAGACAACGCUGACCAUAAGGAUUUGGCCUCAAAGUACGGCGUGUCUGGCUUCCCCACCUUGAUGUGGUUCUCUGCGGAUGACAAGGAACCUGUUCGUUACGAGAGCGGCAGGGAUCUGGCCUCGUUCGUCUCCUACAUUAAUGAGAAGGCAGGGACCCACAGAACCGAGUCUGGCGGGUUGACAGACGAGGCGGGCGUUGUUGAGUCUCUGACAGAGACGGUGAAAGACUUUCUGGCGGCUGGAUCAGACACGAGGCAGGACAUCUACGACAAGGCGGUAGAGGCAGUCAAGACGCUGACUAGCACCCAAGUACCCUAUGGGCAGACGUACUUGAAGAUCAUGAAGAGCAUUCUCGACAAGGGCUCUGAGUACGUCACUAAGGAGUCAGGCAGGCUGGAGCGUCUGCUCAAGACGACGCUGAGCCCGCAGAAGGAGACCGAGUUCUCCAUUAGGAAGAACAUCCUGAGGCUGUUCAACUGAUAGAAAGGCAAUCGGCGAGAUGGGUCGUAAAGUCAAGUAGACAGUCGGAGCAGGAAGCAGUGGAGGUUGCAGGGUUAGGCAGUGGCAUGCCAGACGGUGUUCUCACUUCUGAAUAUCGCGGUUUCGCCAGCGUGGCAGGAUUGACGAAAAGUUUCAUUUGCUCCACACUCUUUGUUCUUGGUGUAUGAUCUGGCAGUGGGAUACAACAUGCACUCAGGAAGUAUCCCGAAAGUUGUGAAGUUUCUCAAUACGAGCUGCCACUACAUGCACCAUAAGCUGGGACCAAUCCGGGCUUUUCUUUGGGGGGAGCAUGCUGACAGCCACUGGAUAGCCGAAUUUGUGAUGAUGUUUUGCAGGACGCGCAUUUCGUAUCUACUUUGAUAUACUGUAACAUACCCCGCUAACUGCAAGGGAAUUGGAGCCGCCAG